Molecule: messenger RNA, 1587 nt
Organism: Penicillium macrosclerotiorum
Lineage: Eukaryota; Fungi; Ascomycota; Eurotiomycetes; Eurotiales; Aspergillaceae
Product: ENTH domain-containing protein
Exons: 5
Coding region: 1-1587 (528 amino acids)
Biological process (GO): Golgi to endosome transport; endocytosis
Cellular component (GO): clathrin vesicle coat; plasma membrane; endosome
Molecular function (GO): phospholipid binding; clathrin binding
Source: RefSeq, a predicted model, not a curated record
AUGGACUUCUCCAACCUCCAGGACAAGGUCAGCAACCUGACCUUGUAUGAUCUCAAGGCAGGUGUCCGCAAGGUGCAAAAUGGUGAGUCGGACCUCUUUCCCUCUGGUCGCAUUACCACCGCGAGCAACUCAACCUCCGUCAUGAACUAUACCGACAUGGAGGCAAAGGUCCGGGAAGCUACAAACAAUGAACCUUGGGGAGCCUCGACCACCUUGAUGCAGGAGAUUGCCAAUGGAACGCAUAGCUACCAACUGCUCAAUGAGAUCAUGCCCCUGAUUUACAAGCGAUUCACUGAUAAGAGUGCGGAGGAGUGGCGUCAGAUUUACAAGUCUCUUCAACUUCUCGAAUUCCUUGUCAAGAACGGAUCCGAACGAGUCGUCGAUGAUGCCCGGUCUCACAUGUCGCUGCUACGGAUGCUGCGGCAGUUUCACUUCAUUGAUAUGAACGGCAAGGAUCAGGGUAUCAAUGUGCGCAAUCGAUCCUCUGAGCUGGUGAAGCUGCUGGGUGACGUGGACCAAAUUCGCACCGAGCGCAAGAAGGCUCGCUCAAACCGCAACAAGUUCAGCGGUUUUGAGGGUGGCAUGGGUACUGGCGGUGGUAUGGGAAGCUCUGACCGCUACGGUGGGUUUGGUAGCGACAGCAUGGGCUAUGGUGGUUACAGCGGUGGUGUUUAUGGUGAUGGUGGAGGUUUUGGCGGUGCCUCGAGUGAUUUCCAAGACACGACCACUCGUCGGGGCAACCGAUUUGAGGAAUAUGACGAAUAUGACGAGGGCGAAAUCAGUUCGACGCGACGCGAGCCUGCAUCUGCUCCUGCUAAGCGAGAACCAAAGAAGCCUGAGCCAGCACCUGUGGCAGAUCUAUUUGAUUUCGGCGAUGACGAACUUCCUGCUCCCACCUCAACUGCCGCCGGAAAGCAGCCUGCCCCUGCUGAUGACGACGAUUUCGACGACUUCCAGUCCGCAACUCCAGCUGCCCAGCCAUCGGCGCCAUCCUCGUCGAACCAAUUCUCAAUUCUGCCUCCCGCCUCCACUGUCAGCACAACAUCGAGCACUCAAUUUGUAGCUCCUGUACCAGUGUCUGGCUCUCAAGGAGCUAACAUCAACGGCCUAGUCGGCUUCACAUCCGCCACACCCACGCCGUCCUCCAGCUCUUUGGCCUCGCCAGUAUCCCAGACGGCCCCUAUGCAGCAGCCCAUGGCCCCCAAACCCUCUGGCUUCCAGGCGGCCACUCCCAACUACUUCACCUCUGUUUCCAAUAUCGCUGCGCAACCGUUUUCAUCGCAUGGCGCUACGUCUUCUAUCUCUUCUGCUGCGCCCGCAUCCUCUGCGGCUAGUCAGCCUGCCGCCAACACCGCGAAGAAAUCAUCCGGCGAUGCCUUUGGCUCACUUUGGUCAACCGCUAGUGCCAGCGCAGGUAUCUCCAAGUCCAACGCCUCCGCAAACAAGGGCCCGAACCUCGCGAGCAUGGCCAAAGAAAAGGCCAGUGCCGGCAUUUGGGGUGCCCCUGCUGCAUCCAGCACUGCCUCUACUUCAUCCCAGCCCCAGCAGAAGCAAGGCGGAUCUGCGUUUGAUGAUUUGCUCGGUUAA